ACACACAUGUUCCUGCGGAGUUUACGACGAUCAUGGCGGCUAUUGUACGUCAUCUUAGUGCCACUGUUACUGUUGCCCAUUCCAUUCAGCCUGGGAGGAAAGGCCGGGUGGUGUGCCUACAUUCUUCUCUGGAUGGCGUUUUAUUGGACGGCUGAGGCUAUCCCACUUCCUGUGACGUCAUUCAUGCCAGUAAUCCUGUUCCCACUCUUUGGAAUUCUUUCGUCCGCGAAGGUGUCUACAUUUUACCUGAAUGAGAUCGGUAUCUUAAUAGUGUGUUCGCUAACAAUGGCGGCCGCAGUUGAAUCAAGUAAUUUGCACAGAAGAAUCGCAUUGAAAUCGCUUCUAGCCAUCGGUACUAGCAAUCUCAGGCUCUUACUCGGCUUUAUGUUGGUGACAAUGUUCCUGUCCAUGUGGAUCCCGAACACAGCGUCAACGUCAAUAAUGGCGCCCAUCGUUAUGGCGGUCGUCGACCAGAUGCACGCCAGUUCGAAGCUUUACAAGAAUCAUCCAGAACCAGAAAUGACUCCUUGCACUCGGCACCAGCUUCGCCUGCGACGUCAUUCGGAUCGAAGUCGAGGUCGAGACACCAGGAACAAUAACGAUACUAGCGAAGAUGCCGGGAAGGUUCUGAUGCGAAAGACGAUGUUGCUCUCAGUGGCAUACGCCGCCAACAUCGGUGGAACCGGGUCACUGAUUGGAACAGCCCCCAAUCUUGUGCUCAAGGGACUCUUUGAAGAGUUAUUUCCAAUGUCAACGGAGCUGACAUUUGCAACGUGGAUGCUGUACAAUGUACCGACCAUGAUUUUGUGUGUUCUACUGGCAUGGAUUUAUCUACAGUGGACCGCGAGGAGCGCUCUCCGGGACAAGUCUGCUGACGCAUUGGAAGAACGAAUUAGGGAAGAGAUUUUAAGGAGAUACAAAGAGCUUGGAUCCUUCAGUUUUCCUGAAACCGCAGUUUUGACCUUGAUGAUUACGAUGAUUAUCCUGUGGUUCACACUAAAACCACAAAUAUUCACCGGCUGGGUGGAGCUUUUCCCAUACGCAAAGAUGAUUAAACCAACGGUUCCCGCCAUGGCCAUUACCUUCUUACUCUUCAUAAUACCAAAGAACCCCAGAAGUCCCUCAACCAGUCCUCCUCUUUUGACCUGGGAAGAGGCCAACGAAAAGGCGCAGUGGGGGAUCGCCAUUCUCAUCGGCGGAGGCAUGUGCCUCGCCGAGGCAUCUAAGGAAUCCGGGCUGUCGUCAAUAUUGGUUGAAAACCUCAAGUCCCUGGAAGUGCUCCCGACAGCCCUGACGGCAUUAAUCCUGUGCUUUGCUGCUUCCAUGUUCACCGAGAUCACAAGCAACACGGCAGUCAGCUCCAUUCUUCUUCCCGUCGUCUGUGAAAUGGCUGUGGCACUCCAAGUUCACCCCCUGUACCUGGCUCUGCCGGUGACCAUCGGUUGCUCCUUCUCCUUUAUGCUUCCGGCCGCAACCCCACCAAACGCUAUCGUCUUCGGCUUGGCCAAAUUAAAAAUAUUAGACAUGGCCAAGCCGGGAUUCAUCAUGAACACAAUAUGCGUCCUCGUGGAAGUGGCCAUGAUCCACGCCCUGGGGUUCCCAAUUUUUGGACUGACGACGUACCCCAGCUGGGCCGAUCACCCCAAGUCCGGCUCUGGAGCCGUCGCCAACAACACAUUGGUGCCUUCUACGGACUCAUCACACUAA
Molecule: messenger RNA, 1707 nt
Organism: Ixodes scapularis (black-legged tick)
Lineage: Eukaryota; Metazoa; Arthropoda; Arachnida; Ixodida; Ixodidae
Product: solute carrier family 13 member 2
Exons: 15
Coding region: 7-1707 (566 amino acids)
Biological process (GO): monoatomic anion transmembrane transport; citrate transport
Cellular component (GO): membrane
Molecular function (GO): citrate transmembrane transporter activity; succinate transmembrane transporter activity
Source: RefSeq, a predicted model, not a curated record